Molecule: messenger RNA, 3354 nt
Organism: Miscanthus lutarioriparius
Lineage: Eukaryota; Viridiplantae; Streptophyta; Magnoliopsida; Poales; Poaceae
Source: the annotation of a GenBank genome assembly
AUGUGGGUCUGCAUCUCCCGCAAGCUGGAUGUCCGUGCUCAUACACGAGAGAUCAUUGAGUCUGCUGCAAAGGGAGAAUGCCCACGUGUCGAUAAUCUUGAUACUCUUCAGUGCAAAUUAAGUGACAUGCUGCAACAGUCAGAGAAAUUCCUCCUUGUCUUGGAUGAUGUCUGGUUUCAAGAAUCCGCAGAUGAGAUAGAAUGGCAGCAACUUCUAGCUCCUCUAGUUUCUCAGCGGGUGGGCAGCAAAGUUUUGGUUACUUCUCGACGGGAUACAUUUCCUGUUGCUCUUUGUUGUAAACAUGUGGUUCAUUUGGAAAGCAUGGAAGACACGGAAUUCCUGAAACUUUUCAAAUACCAUUCCUUCUCAGGAGCAGAAAUCAGAGAUGAGCAGCUGCGUGCAGAGCUAGAUGGGAUUGCAGUGAAGAUUGCUAAACAGCUUGGACAAUCUCCUUUGGCAGCACAAGUUCUGGGUUCUCAGUUAAGCAGGAAUAAAGAUCUCACCACAUGGAAAGAUGCUCUAAAACUUAAGCGGACCCAGGAGAGCUCUAUUGUGGACUUAUUUCCAAAAGGCCACAAGUAUUCAGUUGAGGAGUUGCUUUAUCUAUGGAUAGCAGAGGGACUUGUUGAUUCACGCAACCAAGAUAAGAGAAUGGACGAUAUUGGAAGGGAUUACAUCAAUGAGAUGGUCUCUUGUUCGUUCUUUCAAACUUCUGAAAGUUUAUAUGGUACAAGAUUGUAUGCUGUACAUGAUCUCCUACAUGACUUGGCAGAGGAGCUGUCUAGAGAGGACUGCUUCAGACUAGAAGAUGAUAAUGUGACAGAAAUACCAUGUGCUAUUCGACAUUUAUCUGAUCGUGUAGAGAGUAUGAAAAAGCACAAGCAAAGUAUCUGCAAGAUUCAAAAUUUACGCACUGUUAUCUGCAUCGACCCCCUUGUAGAUAAUGUAAGUGAUAUUUUCCAUGAGGUACUGCAGAAUUUGAAGAAAUUACGUGUAUUGUAUUUGUGCUCUUAUGAUGGAAGGAAGUUACCUCAAUCUGUUGCUGAUCUGAAGCAUCUUCGGUAUUUGAACCUCAUUAGAACUUCAAUUUCUGAACUGCCUGGGUCAUUGUCCACUCUCUACCACUUACAGAUACUUCUCUUCAAUUUCAAAGUUAAGAGCCUGCCUGAUAAAAUUUGCAAUUUAAGUAACCUACAGCAUCUGGGAGCAUAUCUUGAUGAAUACUAUGGUUAUCCAGUUGAAGAUGGGGCCCCUCCGAUUCCUUACAUGGGCAAGCUAAUUUCACUACAGGAACUUCAAAAAUUUAGUGUGCUUAGGCUGAAGGGAUAUGGUUUGGGACAGCUGAGGGACAUUAAUAAUCUUGGUGGCAUCUUAAGUAUCACAAAUCUUGAGAAUGCCACUGGAAAAGUCGAAGCCUUAGAGUCGAAGCUCCAUCAGAAAAGGCAUCUUGAGGGAUUGCGUCUGAACUGGAGUUUUGACAAUGACUUGCACGGAGAAGAUAGUUCUCAUUUGGAUGUUUUUGAAGGGCUGAUGCCUCCGCCUGGGCUAAAGUUUCUUCUCAUUUGGGGUUACAAAUCUUCUGCAUAUCCAAGCUGGUUACUCAAUGGGUCAAGUUCUCGAAUUAAAAAAACAAUAUUGGAAGAGCAUUCAUAUCUGAAGCAGAUGAUGCCACUGAUGGAUACUGAUGUAGCAGAACAUCUUCGAGUCAUUGAAAGCAGUCUAGCUGGUGGAAGAGAUGAAGCAUUUGUGAAAGAAAAUAUCAUCAAGGCAUGGAUACAUUGCCAGGAGCAAAGGAUAAAACUCCUCUAUAGAAAUAGCCUUGGGACACAAUUUGUUCCACCAUCAACACUUUGCGAACUUCGUCUUUGUAAUUGCAGUAUUACAGAUUGGGCUUUAACUAUUUGCCUUGGAGGCCUCAGUUCACUGAAUCGUUUACAAUUACAAGGUAUUAUGAGUCUAACUACACUCCCGUCAGAAGCAGUCUUCCAGCACUUGAAAACACUGCACAGUUUGGUUAUUUUGGAGUGCUGGUGUAUCAGAUCAUUAGGGGGCAUAAAUGGUGCAGCAUCUCUUUUAAGCGUUUAUCUAAGUUCUUGUCCUUCUUUGGGAUUGGCUCAUGGAGUCGAAUCUAUGCCAUUGUCCCUUGGGGAGCUCGAUGUAUCCAACUGCAUGCUUGCAAGUGAGACUGUGUAUGACUGCAAAAGCUCUGUUCGCUUAUCGGUUGGUCAUCUUACCUCCUUGAAGACACUCGAACUACGUCAUUUGUCAGAUUUGUGCAUGCUUGAAGGAUUACCUUCCCUACAACUUGAUGAGUUGACAUUGGUGCUAGUUCCAAAGCUCUCAGCCAACGAACCACCCUUCCGCUGGCAAGACGCGCUGCUGCUGCUGCAGCGCUUCUCGCCGCCAGCGCCAAGCUGCUGCCACGCCACGCCAUUGCUGCCGCAUCAGAUAAUCAAGAACAUUGAUUCAGAUGUCCUUAGCAAAAUAGCUUUAGACUGUGGGAUUAAUUUGGGUGACACAGUAGAGGAUGUUGAUGCUUCCAUUGAUCUGAUUAAAGCCAAAGAACUAGCUCAAGCCACUUUGGCUGAGGCUGAAAAAUCUAAAGAACAGCCAAAAACUUCAGAGCAAGUGUUAGAGGUGGAUGACUCAGAAGGUGAUUUCAAUGAGGAACACUCCAAGAUGAUACUUGAAUUGGAAGAGGUGACGGACUCAGAAUGUUUAGAGGUGUGGAACAUUGAGCAGAGGAGGAAAGGUGGUAUGCCUUUUACUUGGGAGCGGAUACCUGCCAGGGGACAUUCUGGGGGGUUGCUAAUGGGAAUAGAGGAGGAUUUUGCAGAGGUGAUUAAGAUAGAGGUAAAUGAUCAUUUUCAGGCAAUGACCAUGGUACAGAAGGAAGAUAAUUUCAGAUGGAGACUAAUCAGUGUAUACGGCCCUGUUAAAGAUAAUCAAAAGCAGGCCUUUCUCAAUGAGUUAGAGGUGCUGAUCAAUGAUGAAGAUAUUCCCACUCUGGUUGGAGGUGAUUUGAACCUAGUAAGGAGAAUUGAAGAGAAAUCUUCUGGCAAUGUAAACACCAACCUGAUGGAAGCUUUCAAUAAUUUUGUGGCAGAGACUGAACUUAGAGAAAUGCAUAGAGGUGGUAGCCAGUACACUUGGACAAACAAACAGACCAAUCCUAUCAUGGUUGUCCUAGAUAGGGAUUUCAUGAACAUGAGUAUGGAAGCACACUUUCCUUUGGCCAGUGCUCACUCUGUUACCAGAAUUGGUUCAGAUCAUAAUCCCUUGGUUGUGGAUCUGUUUUCUAAUAGAGGUGGAAGAUCAAGGAUUUUCAGAUUUGAGACUGCAUGGCUGAAGUAG